This is a messenger RNA of Ceratotherium simum simum (southern white rhinoceros), 2898 nucleotides long. RefSeq names its product F-box and leucine rich repeat protein 14 (gene FBXL14). Gene Ontology annotation, cellular component: SCF ubiquitin ligase complex. Gene Ontology annotation, biological process: SCF-dependent proteasomal ubiquitin-dependent protein catabolic process. Gene Ontology annotation, molecular function: protein binding. Lineage: Eukaryota; Metazoa; Chordata; Mammalia; Perissodactyla; Rhinocerotidae. The record is from RefSeq and is a predicted model, not a curated record.
GCGGCGGCGGCCGGAGCCGGAAGGCGGGGAGGGGCCGUCCGUUGGGCCCGAGGCGGCGGCUGGGGCGAACCGCUCUCGUCGCCUCCCGGGGCCGGAGCGGCGGGGCCGCGCCUCCUCCCCCCAGCGCCGCGGAGGGGGGAGGAGGAAGAUGGAGACCCACAUCUCGUGCUUGUUCCCGGAGCUGCUGGCCAUGAUCUUCGGCUACCUGGACGUCCGGGACAAGGGGCGCGCGGCGCAGGUGUGCACGGCCUGGCGGGACGCCGCCUACCACAAGUCGGUGUGGCGGGGGGUGGAGGCCAAGCUGCACCUGCGCCGGGCCAACCCGUCGCUGUUCCCCAGCCUGCAGGCCCGGGGCAUCCGCCGCGUGCAGAUCCUGAGCCUCCGCCGCAGCCUCAGCUACGUGAUCCAGGGCAUGGCCAACAUCGAGAGCCUCAACCUAAGCGGCUGCUACAACCUCACCGACAACGGGCUGGGCCACGCGUUUGUGCAGGAGAUCGGCUCCCUGCGUGCCCUCAACCUGAGCCUCUGCAAGCAGAUCACCGACAGCAGCUUGGGUCGCAUAGCGCAGUACCUCAAGGGCCUGGAGGUGCUGGAGCUGGGGGGUUGCAGCAACAUCACCAACACCGGCCUCCUGCUCAUCGCCUGGGGUCUGCAGCGCCUCAAGAGCCUUAAUCUCCGCAGCUGCCGCCACCUUUCCGACGUGGGCAUCGGGCACCUGGCCGGCAUGACGCGCAGCGCGGCGGAGGGCUGCCUGGGCCUGGAGCAGCUCACGCUGCAGGACUGUCAGAAGCUCACUGAUCUUUCUCUGAAGCACAUCUCCCGGGGGCUGACGGGCCUGAGGCUCCUCAACCUUAGCUUUUGCGGGGGCAUCUCGGACGCAGGCCUCCUGCACCUGUCGCACAUGGGCAGCCUACGCAGCCUUAACCUGCGUUCCUGCGACAACAUCAGUGACACGGGCAUCAUGCAUCUGGCUAUGGGCAGCUUGCGCCUCUCGGGGCUGGAUGUGUCCUUCUGUGACAAGGUUGGGGACCAGAGUCUGGCCUACAUAGCCCAGGGCCUAGAUGGCCUCAAGUCCCUCUCUCUCUGCUCCUGCCACAUCAGUGACGAUGGCAUCAACCGCAUGGUGCGGCAGAUGCACGGGCUGCGCACGCUCAAUAUCGGACAGUGUGUGCGCAUCACGGACAAGGGUCUGGAGCUGAUUGCUGAGCACCUGAGUCAGCUCACUGGCAUAGACCUGUAUGGCUGUACGCGAAUCACCAAGCGCGGCCUGGAGCGCAUCACGCAGCUGCCCUGCCUCAAAGUACUCAACCUGGGACUCUGGCAGAUGACGGACAGUGAGAAGGUCAGGUGAGGGCGGCAGCACCACCUCCCCUCGUCCCGCCCUGUUCAUCCCCACCCCGCCCCGUCACCACCCGCACACUUUACAUAGAUCAUUGCGGUGGAUGAGAUGGAGGCAAUGACACGAAGCCUCAGGCCCAUUUUCUCUUCCCUUCUCCAGCAUCCCCGCCCACUACAUGCCCAUUCUCCUCAUUGUAUCUGGGGUUCCCCUGCUCCCCCUCCCAUACUCCCCUCUCUUUUUCCCAGAGGAUAGAGAGAUGGACUCAGCUACUUACUCAACCACUCCUCUCUGCGGGGGGGAUGGAGGACUGACUGAGCUACUGUAUUCCCACUGCGAUGCAUUUGGAAAUGGGGGUGGGGGUGGGGAGUGACUAGUCCUUGCGACCCUGGGGAGCUGAGGAAAAUGUCUGCCUUCACUUAAAGCUUUCAUUUGAAUACUGUGAUCUGGUUUUUAUUUUGAAAUGUAUAAAAAAGCAAACGCAACUGCAACGGCCUUUUCACCUUCUUCCACUUUGUAACUAAUCCCAGUCUCUUCUCAUCACUGCUCCUUUUACAGUACUCUGCUAUUCACGAUCAUUUCAUUUUUAUUGUCUGUCUUUUCCUUUUUUUAGUUUUUGAAGAAAUUUGAAAUCAUGGUCCCUUUUUUCUGCUGAAUAUAUUCUAUAUAUUAUAUAUAUAUAAAUUAUAUAUAUAUAUAUAUAUGUCUGGCUACCUCGUUUUAGUUUACUUUUUUCUCUGAAGCCCUGGAAUUCUACAAGAGAGAUAUUUUGAGACUAAACAUUUUCGUGCCUAGACUGGAAAGAUGCCCAUUGGGUUUGUACGUCCUUUUUGUUUUGGCUUCUUCCCAAACCCCAUCCAUCCAGUGUGUCCCCUUUCCACAUUCUGGCUAUAAUUUUCUUUUUCUCCUUGUCUAUUGGGAUUUUAGGGCCCAACCCUGUUCCUAAAUCUUGACUUAAUUUAUAGCACAAAUGUGUGGGAGAAAUGAGUGGAACUGUUUUUUUUGUUUGUUUGAGAUGCAGAUUGUGUCUUGAAAAUGAUUAUUAUAUAUGCAAAUUCUGCCCUACCCUCACCCUCUUCCGAGUUUCCCCACAAAAAGGUCACACGGUGAGGCUUCCUGUUGGAAGCACAGGAGCAGAGUUGGCCUUCAGAGCCCCUGGGGCUGUGAUGUGAAGGGGAGGAGACUGAAAUUCUCGUCUUAUCUCUUGUUCUGUUAAUAAAAUGGGAGUUUGUGGGUUUUAAAAAAUUCUGUUUCUAAAUGGAGGAAUAGGUGACUUUAUUUUGGUGGGGGUUGGGACUUGUGGCUUUAAAAAAAUCGCUUUUGAGUAGGAUGUAUAUUUUUGUUGGAUUUUUUGUUUAUUUUUUUAGAAUCCUCCACAGCAACAUGAGAGAUCAUGGAGUUAAAGAAACCCAGAGACCUUUAUCAAUUAAUUGUACUGUUUGUGAAUUUGUAUAAAUAAUAACAAAGAUCCUCUUAAAACGUUUAUAUUCUUACAGUAAAAGGUUAAACUGAUAUUUAUAUAAUAAAAGAGGAAAUAUGAAGUAUGUUUUUGAAAAAAAAAA